CGCGGCGGCGCGGGGCUGCAUGGACGUGAUGUCCCCGCAACAGGAGCACCUCGGCCCGGGCCGCUCGUCCUCGGUGAGCGGCGAGGGCAGGGGCUUCGCUGCCGCCGCCGACAGCAAGAAGAAAAUGAAGAGUUUGGCCCAGAGACGCCAGUCUGCACCAUCUUUGAUCUUUGUCAAAGCACUUAGCAGAUCUAGAUCGGCCUCAAGGGAAGGCUGCUUGUCCCCCAUCAGCCCAGAGGCAUGGCCUCUUGUGCAGUCUUUCAUAUGCCACAACCGAACGUUCAUCCUGGAUGGCCAUGUGCAGCUGAAGACGAGUCUGCAAACCCAGGAGCGACACCUUUUUCUCUUCACAGACAUUCUGGUUGUUGCCAAGUCCAAGUCACACUCUCAUUUCAAACUAAAGUGCCAAGCACGUCUCUGUGAGAUGUGGACAGCAUUUUGUACAGAAGAAGUCUGUGAAGGCAGCACAGACCCAGAGAGGUCUUUUGUUUUGGGCUGGCCCACCACAAACUGUGUGGCAAAUUUCAGGUCUGCAGAACAAAAGGAAACAUGGCUCUCUUUUUUGCAAAGUCGAAUAAGAGAAGAGAAGGAAAAAGACAAUCCUAAAAGGAUUCCUGUGACGAUAAUUGCAAAAGACGUGGGAACUUGUGCAUAUUCAAAAACCCUAAGUGUAACCAAUGUUGAUACAGCAAACGAUGUAAUUCUGAUGGCCCUGCAGCAGCUGGGAAUUAAUGGCUCUGAAAAAGAUUACAAGCUGUGGGUGAUUUCAGGAAGAGAACAUGCUCCUUACCCUCUUAUUGGACAUGAAUAUCCCUUUGGAAUUAAAAUGAGCCAUAUUCGCGACGCUAUGCCCCAUGGAUCAAAGCACUGUGCCUGCCCCAGGCAGCUUCAGGAGUCUUUCCUGACAGAGCAGCUGCCCCAGGAGCUGCAGUGCCAGUUUGUGCUGAAGCCAAGCCAAGUGGCCGUGUGCCAGCAGCUGAACGACUUAAGCCAAAAGUCAUUUAAAAGGAAAAGAUCUAUCAUAAAUUGGGCUUUUUGGCGUGGCCCAGGCACUCAUUUGGACAAUGCACCCCUCUCCACAACAUCUGCUGCUCCUGGGAAGCUCUUUGGCCUCUUGCUAACAACCAUCUGUGAGGAUGACAACCUGCCCAAACCCCUGUUGGACAUGCUUUCUCUCCUUUACCAAGAGGGCCCUUCCACCAAGGGUAUUUUCAGACGCUCUGGAAGUGCAAAAACCUUCAAAGAGCUCAAGGAGAAGCUUGAUUCAGGCUCUGAAGUGGACCUAGCCUGUGAAUCCAUAUUUGUGACAGCAUCUUUGUUUAAGGAUUUUCUUCGCAACAUCCCAGGCAGCAUUUUGUCAUCCCAGCUGUGUGAUAAGUGGGUCUCUGUGCUGGAUCAAGGAAAUACUGAAGAGAGGAUAAAAAGCAUACAAAGGUUAUUAGAGCAGCUCCCCAGAGCUAAUGUUGUUCUCCUACGUUACAUCUUUGGAGUGCUGCAUGGUAUAGAAAUGAGAUCUGAAGAGAACCAGAUGAAUGCAUUUAAUCUGGCUGUCUGCAUUGCACCUAGCUUGCUCUGGCCUCCUGUUUCCUCCACUCCUGAUAUAGAAAGUGAAUUUAUAAAAAAGAUUUCCAGUCUGGUACAGUUCCUCAUUGAGAAUUGCUGCAGGAUUUUUGGAGAUGAAAUUACCUCCCUCUUUGGAGAAAUACUGAUGACAUGCAGUAGAGAGAACAGCUCAGAUGUUGCUUCUCUCCAUCAGAAUGAUUCUUCCUAUGACAGCCUGGAAAAUGAGGCGAAUGAUGAAGCUGACUCUUCUUCUAGUGACUGGAUUAAAACCCGCGAUCAAGAUAACCGGAGCAGGGAGUCUGUCUUCACUCUGAGUGAUGGUGAUUCGGAACAGACAGAGGUGGAUGAAAUCCAAAGCGAGACCAGAUCAAAGCAGUUGACAAUUUCUGUUGGCAUGCACCUGAAGUUUUCAUCGCAAGAAAACUCACAGAAUGAAUCUCGGUGCUCCGGCGCACUGGGUUUCUCCUCAGCCGCUACCUCAGGUGCUCUCAAAACUUCGAGGAGACACAGACGCUCCUCCGAGCCUGCAGUUGCCCUCCUCGCCUCCAGUUUUGUCCACAUUGAUGAUGGUCAUGAGAAGGCAACACGCAAAGCCAGCUGUGAUGUUGUCCUAUCUCAUGAAGAUGAAGACUAUCUCUGUCAGCUUCGGUCAUUGCAGAUGGAAAGGCAAAAGCUUAGCAAUCGGAGCUUGAUUAUGGGGAUUAAUGUUGGUAAAAGUGACAACACAAAUCAAAACGUUGAAAGGAAAGACCUGUCCCAUUGUCUCCUGCCUCCAACACCAGAGGGAUUAAAUAUUUGCUCAGGAUUUAGCUGUUCUAGCCAGUCUUCUGGGACAUCUCCAUCUGUGUCAUCAAUUUGCUCUCUGGACAGUGCUUUCUCGCAGUUUUCAGACCAGACUCUGUUUACCCUAAGUGAAACCUCCUGCCCUUUCGACAGCACUUUUCAAUUGCUAAAGAAACACGAAGACGCUACUGCUGCUGCUGCUGUGGCUGGUGACUAUUUGGUUACACCCACCAAGGUGCCACCGUCUCCACAACCUACUGACGCUGUGGCUGAAAGGGGCUUGGUGGAGCCCAACAGCAGGCCAGCCCCCCUGAAACCUACUGAUGGAGUUGAUGGCUAUUUGAUUAAGCCUAAAAUUCAGGCAUUGCCUCUGAAAGUCACAGGAAGAGACAGUCUUCAUGAUCAAAGAGGAAGUCUAGAAAAACAUUACAGCAAUCCAAAGUUUAAAGAGACUGACCAAAGCUUUUUUGCAGAGGAAUAUUAAUGCUUAAAAUAAACACCAUAAAGAAAAUGC
Pipra filicauda (Wire-tailed manakin) is the source of this 2860-nucleotide messenger RNA. RefSeq names its product rho GTPase-activating protein 20-like. Gene Ontology annotation, molecular function: GTPase activator activity. The transcript is spliced from 15 exons. The coding region runs from base 20 to 2830 and encodes 936 amino acids. Gene Ontology annotation, biological process: regulation of Rho protein signal transduction; signal transduction. The record is from RefSeq and is a predicted model, not a curated record. Lineage: Eukaryota; Metazoa; Chordata; Aves; Passeriformes; Pipridae.